Messenger RNA from Clunio marinus, 186 nucleotides. The record is from the annotation of a GenBank genome assembly. Lineage: Eukaryota; Metazoa; Arthropoda; Insecta; Diptera; Chironomidae.
AUGCCACAUAAACUGCAGCAACAUCUUUUCGUUUUCAGCUUCCAUAUAAAUUCAUUGACCACUGUAAAUACUAUAAACAAAGAUAUUGCACAAGAUUUUGUGUCUUCGUGUUUAGAAAUUGCAAACAUCAAACAGCCAGCGGAAUGUGUUAAGUAUAUAAAUAAUAUGACUAUAAAAGAAUUUUGA